AUGGAAAACAAGGAAGAAAUGAACACGAUAAAUGACAUAGGAAACAGCAAAAGGAAAUGGCGUGGAUCAGUGGGAGGCAUUGUCGAUGCACCAAUAGCCCAAGUGUGGAGCAUGGUGUCUCAAAGUAGAAGAUUAACCGAAUGGAUGCCAAUGGUUGAAAAAUGCACUGAUUUGGCAGGAGAGGAAGGUGCUUCAGGCUAUAUCCGGCUAGUAUCGGGUUUCAUGUUUCCCCAAAAAGAUGGAGAUAGAUCAUGGAUAAAGGAAAGGCUAGUUUUGAUGGAUGCCUCAUCUCAUAGUUAUAUUUACAGAAUGGAAGCAAGCAACGUAGGUUUUGAUGGAUCUUUAAAUUCGUUAAAGCUCGUGGAUUAUAGCGACGACGAUCAUGAAUCAACUCUAGUUGACUGGACAUUUGAGAUUGAUCCUGUUGAAGGUGUAUCUGAGGAAUACAUAAUUGAUUAUUUAGGGUUUCUUUAUAAAUCAUGUAUUAAUAGGAUUGAGGUCGCUAUAUGUACAAGUUUAGAACCUGCAUCCAUCUAA
Fraxinus pennsylvanica is the source of this 537-nucleotide messenger RNA. The record is from the annotation of a GenBank genome assembly. Lineage: Eukaryota; Viridiplantae; Streptophyta; Magnoliopsida; Lamiales; Oleaceae.